AUCAUUCUUAAUUUAACUUUUAAAAGCAGUGGACUGUGUUGUUCCUAAUAAUUCUUCUUUAUUUUUCUACAAUUAUUGUUAAAAUAAAACAACUUUUUGAUAACUUCAAAUGAUCGCGUUAAAAAAAAAAACAAUUGAAAUAAUUUAACUUGACCUUAGAAUCAAAAAGUGCGAAGAUUAUAGAAUAUAGAAAGAUUUGGGUAAUUCCAAAUUCUCAAGGGGGGAAAACCAUCCACGAUAAGCAUACUAUCACUUAAGUGCAUUGAGAUUUGAGACAGUGCGAAAAGGCCGGUUCAUCAUUUAGAAUGACAAGCAACAAGUUUAUAAAGUUAAUAUUUUCUUUAGCAGCAUUAUUACCAGCUUUAGCUGAUGAAUCUUCACCGAUUUGGGGCUAUGAAUGCAACCGAAACAAAUGCAUAAAAGUUCCUUUUCGAAAUAAAUACAGUACCCAAAGCUUAGGAGUAUGCAAAUUAGUAUGCGGUGGUGGAGAAAUUGGAACUCUUUGGCCUAAACCAACUGGUUCGGUUAAAGUUGGUGAUGUUGUUGCUUCAAUUAAUCAUAAGAAGAUAAAUUUUGAUAUCACACAAAAAUCUGUAAGUAAUUCGAUUUGGCAAAAAGUUGAAGAACGAUUCUUUGGACAGCUCAUUGCAAAAAUACCUCAAUCUGGUUUGGGAAAAAAUGAAGAAAUAAAACCUUUGCUUAUCAAAAUUGUCUUAACAGACAAUAACGAAGUACUUCCAAAGCUUACUUAUGAUACCGAUGAGAGUUAUGUGUUAAACAUUAGCGAAGAUAAAACACAGAUUUUGGUCGAAAUCAGUGCACGAACGUAUUUUGGAGCUAGACAUGGUUUAGAAACUUUAUCACAGUUGAUCGUGUAUAAUGAUCAUGGAAGAUGUCUCGAUAUAUUGAUCGAUACCAUUAUAAAUGAUUCGCCAAUUUACAAGCAUCGAGGCAUCUUACUUGAUACCGCAAAAAAUUAUUUCAGUUUGCAAUCAAUCAAAAGGACUCUUGAUGGCAUGGCUAUGAGUAAACUCAACACCUUCCACUGGCAUAUAGUAGAUUCAAAUAGUUUCCCAAUGGUGAUAAAAUCACAUCCAAAUUUACACACAUUAGGAGCAUAUUCACCAGAAAAAAUCUACACUCCUCAAGAUAUCGUCGAAAUUGUGAGAUAUGCACAGAUCCGUGGAAUUCGUGUUAUUCCUGAAUUUGGAGGACCAGCACACGUUGGCCAAGGAUGGCAGAAAGAGAAUGUAACAGUUUGUUUAAAUGCUCAUACUCGGACGAAGUUUUGUCCCAAACCACCUUGUGGACAACUCGAUCCAACUCUUGACAGAACUUAUGAAAUACUAGAAGAUAUUUACUCGGAAAUGAUUAAAUCUUUCAAACCCAACAUCUUCCACAUGGGAGGUGAUUCAGCAGUAAUAUCCUGUUGGAAUUCCUCGCAAUCGAUUCAGAAUUGGAUGCAAAACAAAAAUUUGACUUUGAAAAAAAGAGUAGGCUUUAUUGAAUUGUGGGGACAUUUUCAAGCCAAUGCUUUAGCCAGUCUUGAUAAGGUUUCCAAAGAAAGUAACAUUCCAAUUGUUGUGUGGGCUAGUAUAUUGACAAAUCCACCAUUUGUUAAUAAAUUUAUUGACAAGUCACGUUACAUCAUACAAACUGGAGCUAAUUGUCCGGCAGAAUUUAUACCACGGGCUCUCAAGAAUGGCCUAAGAUUGAUUUCAACAAAUUUGGUCAUUACUGGUCGAAAUAAUAGCAAUGAUGGUUGGAAAAAGUUUUAUGAAAAUAGUCCUGACCUCAUAUUUGGUUUGGCGAAUAAACUUAUUUUAGGAUCUGAGGCAGCUAUUUGGUCCGAAAGAAUUGACGAAUUAAGUUUGGAUGGAUUGUUGUGGCCCAAAGCAAGUGCUCUUGCAGAAAGAUUGUGGUCGAAUCCAAUGACAGAUUGGCACAGUGCAGAAAAUCGAUUAUUGAUGCAUCGGGAAAUGUUAGCACAAAACGGAUUGGCACCACAAGCUCUACCUGAGCCGAAGCGGAAUACAAUGUAUAAGUCGACGAGUACUCGAACGGCCCCAAAAAGGAAAGCUCCAAAAAAUAAUAAAAUUAAAACUAAUUUUAUUAGUCUUUAGAAUAAGUAUUAAGCU
This is a messenger RNA of Episyrphus balteatus (marmalade hoverfly), 2138 nucleotides long. Its product is annotated as chitooligosaccharidolytic beta-N-acetylglucosaminidase-like. The transcript has 3 exons. Gene Ontology annotation, molecular function: beta-N-acetylhexosaminidase activity. The record is from RefSeq and is a predicted model, not a curated record. Gene Ontology annotation, biological process: carbohydrate metabolic process; glycosaminoglycan metabolic process; ganglioside catabolic process. The coding region runs from base 306 to 2123 and encodes 605 amino acids. Lineage: Eukaryota; Metazoa; Arthropoda; Insecta; Diptera; Syrphidae. Gene Ontology annotation, cellular component: membrane.